Pimephales promelas (fathead minnow) is the source of this 1278-nucleotide messenger RNA. RefSeq names its product chibby 1, beta catenin antagonist (gene cby1). NCBI's taxonomy places the organism in Eukaryota, Metazoa, Chordata, Actinopteri, Cypriniformes, Leuciscidae. The record is from RefSeq and is a predicted model, not a curated record.
GUUGCUAGGCUGCCCCGGAAUUAGCCUUUUGUUUACACAUGUCUUAUCGUUGUUGAAACAAUCGUGAGGAGAAACUAAAGCAGCAUUGUUGGACUUUUUUUUACUUCAAAAUGCCUUUGUUUGGCAAUACUUUCAGUCCCAAGAAAACCCCUCCUCGGAAGUCUGCUUCCCUUUCCAAUCUACAUACAUUGGAUCGGUCAACACGGGAGAUUGAACUAGGUCUGGAAUAUGGAUACCCGGUGAUGAAUCUUGGCAGCCAGAGCUUUAAAUUUGAAGAUGGCCAGUGGAUCUCAGAGUCAGGAGGUAACGUAUCAGGAAAAGAGGUACAGCGACUGAAGAAGAGGAAUCUACAGUUAGAGGAGGAGAAUAAUCUGCUCAGGCUAAAGAUUGAGGUUCUUCUCGACAUGCUGUCAGAAUCAACUGCAGAAACACAUCUAAUUCAGAAGGAACUUGAAAAUGUGAGUAGAAGAAAGAAAUAAUGGAAGGAAAUAAAGGAGAUUUUCUCUUCUCUUUAAGUGUGUGUGUAUACAAAGAAUUUCCAAUAAAAUUCAAAGAACUAUUCUAAGACAGUUUUUAAAUAUAAGUUUCAUUUACAUAAUUGAUUAUUUAUCACACUUUGUACAUUUCCUUUCAUAUCGUCUUUAUAUAAGCAUCUUUUUUGUGCAUUUUUUUUUUACAUUUUGCCCUUAAAAAUCUAUAAUGUGUUUUAAAAAAAACUACUAUUGUCAUAGAAACAUGCUGCUGAAUUCAACUAAAUGAUUUCCGAUUAUAUAAAAAGUACUUGUCAUUUUUUAGCCAGUUAUUCCAUAUCUUCAUUCCUGUGGCUUUAGUAUGUGCUCUUACAUGACAGUCCCAAAACCUUUCUGAAUGUGUAUUCACAUCACAGGAAACAAUCACACUCUUUCUGGUUCCACAGUAAGAUUAGCCAAGAGCUGUAAAGGUUUUAACGUGUACAUGCAGAUUUAAGAGGAUUUCUUAUGUGUUUGGCACGUAUUGCAUGGUUAAGGUUGUUUUUUCUUUUCUUUUCUCUUCUUGUCUUUUCUUUUUACAUGAAUACAUUUUGUACUGAUUUUAUGCCACAGUGUUAAUUCCAAACAGUGCAUUAUUUCCUUGUUUUUCUUUUAUUUAAUUGAACUUCUCUAAAGUGGAUCUUGUCGAAACAAACAUUUCAUAUAACAUUUUGUUGUGAACUCCUAUUCCAUAUUUCCAAACAAAAAAAUAACACUUGCUAUUGUAUCGCAUUUAGUUUUCACUACAUAACUAAACUACUUAAAUUGA